Messenger RNA from Manis javanica (Malayan pangolin), 2221 nucleotides. RefSeq names its product protein tyrosine phosphatase 4A3 (gene PTP4A3). Gene Ontology annotation, biological process: protein dephosphorylation. Lineage: Eukaryota; Metazoa; Chordata; Mammalia; Pholidota; Manidae. Gene Ontology annotation, molecular function: protein tyrosine phosphatase activity. The record is from RefSeq and is a predicted model, not a curated record.
UGGUGCCCGCUCUACUGGGGCCCUGAGUUCUGGGGAGUCUUGCAUUCCUCACACGGUGCUCCCCUGAGGCAAAGCCGGGACUCUGCCCAGGGGGGUCUCACCUGGGAGUCUCAGAGGGCCUCACGGUGGGGAGGGUGUCUGCACUGAGCAGGAGAGUGAGUGGGCUGUGGAGCAGCAACCUGGGGGACGCCCACUGUCCUAUGUGACCCCCGUGGACACCUAGUCCCAGCGCCUCCGGUUCCUCACCAGCACACAGCAAACCCCCCUCAGCGCAGCGGAGAGCAUUCAGGGAGGCACAGCAGUGACUGGCACACGACCUUGCGUGCUGCUGACCAGCCUGGGAUUUAUGGACAGGGCCGCGGGGGGCAGCUCUGAAUACUGCCGUGCCCAACAUCGCUGCCGUGCCUGCUGCUGAAGAGGCCCUGGUGCCUCUGGCCCUCACCAUUGCCCUCGCCCGCCGAUGGCCUCCGCUGCCCGGCCCGGGGCCGCCUCUGCCGCCUGAGCCCCCUGCCCCCUUCCAGGACUCGCCAUACCCCAAUGGGGUAACGUGACAGAGGCCCUGUGAGUCAGAGCCACCCACCACCAAGGCUGCUGCUUCUGACCCCACCCCAAGGCUGCCCUGUGGGUUCAGUUCAAGUGCGUUUUCCUCUGAUCUUGGGGGCUUGGGGCCUGCCUUUGAGUGAAGGGGGCCGUUCCCCUGCCCACGGAUGCGGGGAGGGUGUCCGAGCUCCGGACCCAGCCACGGUGGCCAGAUUCACUUCGGGCUUGUUAACGCUUUCUCCGCGUUCUUUUUGGUUGUCAUCAUUUUGAUUUUUGCCCUCUUGUACUGAUCCAGCUUUGAGAGGUAGGGGCUGGGACCGGCUUGCUUUACAGCCGGGGCUCCUUGUUGCUCUUUUUUAGAGUCGGAUUGUUUUUUAAUCCUCCGGGCAUCCGGCAGCGUGUCCCCACCAAGUAUUUGCACAAUAUUUGUGCGGGGUGUUGGGGGCAGGUUUUUUAAAAGCUUCUCUCUCUUGGACAAGCACAGGGGUCUCGUUCUCCUCGGGUUUGGGGCCGGUGGAGGCUUCUCCCGCCGGGCCCAGCGGGGCCCCAGCCGCUCUGCAGCGCCUUCCUGGGCCCCGCCCCGUCUCAGGGAGGACCAUGGCGCGCAUGAACCGGCCCGCCCCUGUGGAGGUGAGCUACAAGAACAUGCGUUUCCUCAUCACCCACAACCCCACCAAUGCCACCCUGAGCACCUUCAUCGAGGACCUGAAGAAGUAUGGCGCCACCACCGUGGUGCGCGUGUGUGAAGUGACCUACGAUAAGGCCCCUCUGGAGAAGGACGGCAUCACUGUGGUGGACUGGCCAUUUGACGAUGGGGCACCCCCGCCUGGCAAGGUGGUGGAGGACUGGCUGAGCCUGCUGAAGGCCAAGUUCUGUGAUGACCCUGGCAGCUGUGUGGCCGUGCACUGCGUGGCUGGCCUGGGACGGGCUCCCGUCCUCGUGGCCCUGGCCCUCAUCGAGAGCGGGAUGAAGUACGAGGACGCCAUCCAGUUCAUCCGGCAGAAGCGGCGAGGAGCCAUCAACAGCAGGCAGCUCACCUACCUGGAGAAAUACCGACCUAAACAGAGACUGCGGUUCAAAGACCCGCACACACACAAGGCCAAAUGCUGUGUCAUGUAGCUCAGGGGCCCAGGCCUGGGGCCCGCCGGGCUGCAGGCAGGACCCCCUCGCCCUGCCUGCCAGGGCUCUGGGCCUUGGCUGCCUCCAGCUCACCUUUCCUGCCUGAUACCUCAGGGCACCUGCGUCCAGGCGGUCCAGCUUGCCCCAUGCCGUUUGCUUUCCGCCAGUCUCUGGAUGGGUGUCUCUCUCCAUCUCUGAGUCUCCCUGGGUCUCUGUGCGCUUGCGUCUCUCUCUAGCUCUGUGUCCGGCGUGUCUCUGUGAGCUGUUUAUUUCAGUCUGUGUCUCUGUCUCUGUGCCCUCAGAUUUGCCUCUCUGAGGCUCUUUUUGUCCCCCAACCUCCCAGUCCCUGGCACUCCUGCCAGCACCCUCCACACAUGCCCCUAGGGCAGCUCUUUUCUGGCCCAUUUGUUCAAAGCCAGGGGCAGGUCUGUUUUUUAACCACUGGGCCCUAGCCCUCCUCUGUGGCCCCUUGUCCUGACCUAUUCUCAGCACCUUAAAUUAUUGGGUCUGGGGGCGGUCAGAUGUUCUGGACACUCGAAGGCAAUAAAACAGGACUCUGUGA